Vanrija pseudolonga is the source of this 1288-nucleotide messenger RNA. RefSeq lists its product as uncharacterized. The record is from RefSeq and is a predicted model, not a curated record. The transcript is spliced from 2 exons. Bases 33 to 698 code for a protein of 221 amino acids. NCBI's taxonomy places the organism in Eukaryota, Fungi, Basidiomycota, Tremellomycetes, Trichosporonales, Trichosporonaceae.
CUCUCUCCUCAUCAUCCUUCUUCUCCAUCACAAUGUCAAACCACGACACACCACCACCCCCACACUCGCACGAGCCGCUCAAGAUCGGCUCGCCAAGACAGGAGCCGGACGCCGUACCCGCCGGACUCUGGCUCGCAGGCCGUGCGACCUCGCCGACGCUUCCCAAGCCGCCUAUCCACGCCUGCAUCCACGACGCGGAGGCGCCGCACCGCCCGCCCAUCGCGCCAAUCAUGACGCGCAGCUCCAACUCGUCCACCUCGUCACGAGGGAGCCCAACAACGCCGCCGUACAUGCCGACGCCGCCGCCGGCCUCGCGCCCGCUCCCAGACCCCACAACGGCGCACUACGAGCCCUUCCCCGCGCGCGAGACGACCCCGCUCCUUCCUGCCACAGCGGCGAACGGGCACGCGCGCACCGACUCGCGCCACGCGCACUCGGCCGCCCGCUACGUCCACUGGGGCGGCGAUGUCGAGGCCCGCGCCGUGCUCUCCAGCGCUCGCGAGUUCGAGAUUGUGCUGCGCGCCCGCGAGCGUGCGAUCGGCAAGGCGACGGUGCGGUUCUGGCGCACGCUGUUCGUGUCGUUUGCGGUCGCGUUCAUGCUCGGUAUUGUCGUGCUCAGCGUCAUUGUGAGCAACGCGCCGCCCCCGCCGAAUGGGCCGAGCCCGUACCCGUUGCCUGGGCCGGACAGGCCAACAUGAGGGAUGGCAAGCAGGACGGCGCGACGCCGAGGCGCAACGAGCCGACAACUCCCGAGGCCACACAGCAACGGAGCGCAGCGCAUGCUGCGGAGCUCGACUCAGACACUGGCCGUUGCCCAGACUUGCAUCUUGGGCCAUCGCACCAGCUCGAGCCACCUACCUCUGGACCACGACUAUCCACAGCGCCUAUUCCCACCGAAGCUGUUAGCCCCGCCUGAUUCCUGCAGGUGGAGACGAUCUACUUGUGAACCUUCUGAACGAGUCGCCAUUUUCGAUCGUCGACAAACUAGCCCUGCAACCGAAAAACCACAGCAACACUUGCUCUUGUCUUGACGAGCGAACACGCCGCGAAGGCCUAUACCCAACAAAAGCCGCGACAGCGCAGCGACCCAAGCAUCCGAAAUGCACCCACAAGAGCGCACGAGCAAGCACACACGCAGACAAGUAUAAUUCUAGAACGGAUAGAGAUAUCACCGGGAUUAACGAGGGAGAAUGAAGAAGAAGCUAUCACGAGGAGAACACGACUGAACAUGUACUGCACAUUCAUACUUCUUGACACCAUACCACAACCUAUGAUACAUAUGCACAGC